AUACUACCCAACACCAUGCAGAAAGUACCUGAAUACAUAAUAGUAGCUUGCAGCAGACCAUACGAAUGUGAGUACAACACCAAAGGUCGACAACACGAGAACAUAGACAGAUGUGAUCAGAAAAGCUUUCAGUCUGGUUUAAAGGUUGAUUCCAUACCAUCUCCUUGAGACUCAUUUGUCGAUCUUCAUGAUAUAUAUCUUUGAUGACAAACUAGCAAUUAUAAGCGCGGUGCUGGCCUCUAGGAGAUGGAGAGGUACCAGAUAGAGAAGAGCUAGUUGAAUCAACUCGGCUGGAAAUCCUUCGCUCCAUUGUGGGUGUAUUUCAAAAGGAAAAGGAUCACUCCAAACGUAGAUAAAGUCGUUAAAGAAAUAUACAGCGGCCGGUUCUUUAAGAGUCGCUGAGAUCUGAACCUGGAGUUUUUGUUUAAAUGGCUGAUAGUAAAGCAAGAAAGAGAAGAGAGGAAGGGAGGCCAGGGUGGUGAAGACAAAGAAGUUAGUGUUUGCAGAAAGAGUAAGAGCUUUUCUGAGAAUAUCAGAAGCAUUCAGCUUUUGUUUCUCCAGGAUUAUGUUGCUCUCCAUCUCCAUCUCCAUCUCCAUCUCCAUCUCACUCCUUCCAAUUAAGCUCAAUGCAAUCUAUCCAAAUAUAACCCACAUGAAGUUCCAAAGUCUUCUUUGAUGGGGUGGACUUGAGAUGUGAAGAUUUGACACAUUGUUUUUCGUGGAAUAUAUCAAGUAGAAGGAGACCUCGACUUUUGUCAUUUGGCUCCAAACCAAACACACAUACAUAAGCUUAGUCUUAAAUAUCCAUGAUUGAAUUGGUUAUUCUCCUCAGAAAAACAUUGGAUAAUUGUUAUUAAAAGGAAAAUGGAAAGGCAAAACCUUAUCCAUGUCCAUGAGCCUCAUCUUAGUCCAAGUAGUGCCGCAAACCUUGUUCCUCAUAAUAUUGUUUUCCUUCUUUCUUACCAAUCCCUCCAUUUUCUGUCCCGCAAUGUCGACUGCUUCUCUAUCAAUGGCUUCCACCAGCACUACUUGCUCUUCUUCACUUUGCAACAAAAUCUCCAACUUCUCAAUCACUCGCUCACUCACCCAAGUUCCAACUCACUUACAGCCUCAGUUUAAACCCCUGAAACUCAAAGCCCAUUUCUCUGUCUGCUCUCGCCUCUCUUCUCUCCACCAUUUCCGCCGCCCCUUUUCCGCCUUAGACGGCGUCGAAGUCGAAGUCGAAGAAGAAGGCAAUGAAUGCUCAGAAGGAGAAGAAGAAAAGGACCCACAAGCAGAAAUGCUUAUAGAAGAAGGAGAGGAAGAGGCAAAGGGGGAAGAAGGGUCUGACAGAAGCGACGCUGGGAGGCUCUACGUUGGGAACUUGCCUUAUUCUAUGACUUCUACCCAGUUGUCUGAGAUUUUCGGCGAGGCUGGUACUGUGACUUACUCGGAGAUUAUAUAUGAUAGAGUUACUGAUAGGAGCAGGGGUUUUGGGUUUGUUACACUGGCGAACGUUGAGGAAGCUCAAGAGGCCAUUCGGAUGUUCGAUGGCUCUCAAGUAGGCGGCCGAACUGUGAGGGUAAACUUCCCCGAAGUGCCAAGAGGAGGUGAAAGGGAGAUUUUGGGACCUAAGAUAAGAAAUACUGGCUACAAGGUCUACAUAGAUAGUCCUAAUAAGAUCUAUGCAGGGAACCUUGGUUGGGGCCUGACUUCCCAGGGUCUUAAAGAUGCCUUUGAAGGACGGCCAGGGCUAUUGGGUGCCAAGGUCAUUUAUGAGAGGGGCUCUGGAAGAUCCAGAGGUUUUGGAUUCGUCACUUUCGACACUGCUGCCAAUGCAGAAGCUGCUGUGACUGCCAUGAAUGGAGUGGAGGUUGAUGGGCGGGAAUUGCGACUAAACAUGGCUUCAGAAAGAGCAAGGACUGUAACUGUUACUCCACCUCCAGCAGCAGAAACUAGUAAGGAAAACACAGAGGCCGGUGAAUUGGUUUCUCCCUCAGCAUCUGAACCUUCUGCAGAUGACACUACAGACAAUGUUGAGGUGGUUUCUUCCCCAGCAUCAGAUACAACAGAAGACACAGACAACAGUGAAUUGGUUUCCAGUGUUAGCAUCUGAACGUGUGUAUAAGGAGUGGCUGCUUGAAUGUGAGUUGUGAAAAUAAAUUGCCAAUUCCUUGCCACUAAUUUAUUCUUACUCCUUCACCUAGUCUUUUUCACACAUCUGUACCCCACUUGAACGAUGUAUACGAAUUGCCAAAUUGGUAUCGAUCAAAGGCUCAAAGCAAAAGGUCAUGAUUGUAGGUUUGUAGCCCUCAAUGCAAUGAACUUGAGCAUCAGAAAGGGAAUGAUAUUUGCUUCUUCCUCUUUUUGGGUCUGAAUUGUUAUGCUACUCAAACCUCUUUUUGGCUUCCGGCAUGCGUCCUCGUACCCCAACCAUGCCUUAAAACAUGGGGACUUCUUGUGUUCAUUUUGUCAGCA
Argentina anserina (silverweed cinquefoil) is the source of this 2457-nucleotide messenger RNA. Its product is annotated as 33 kDa ribonucleoprotein, chloroplastic. The record is from RefSeq and is a predicted model, not a curated record. Bases 887 to 2095 code for a protein of 402 amino acids. Gene Ontology annotation, biological process: chloroplast rRNA processing. The transcript is spliced from 4 exons. Lineage: Eukaryota; Viridiplantae; Streptophyta; Magnoliopsida; Rosales; Rosaceae. Gene Ontology annotation, cellular component: chloroplast thylakoid membrane. Gene Ontology annotation, molecular function: mRNA binding.